Molecule: messenger RNA, 6744 nt
Organism: Balearica regulorum gibbericeps (East African grey crowned-crane)
Lineage: Eukaryota; Metazoa; Chordata; Aves; Gruiformes; Gruidae
Source: RefSeq, a predicted model, not a curated record
AUGGACAAGAUUUACACAGACCCUAACUUGGAAAAUGAUAAUACAGAGCACAUCAGAGGGAAGCGACUGUCCUCUAUUUUAAAGGCUCCGCGAAAUCCUCUUGAUGAUCUGGGAAAUGGGAAUGAAUUGACACAGGAUAUCAAUAUAGAAAAACGUAGGAAAAACUCCCGCCGUGUCAGCUUUGCGAACACCAUAAACUGCAGAGUCUUCCAGCGGGAUCUUAAGAAUAACACGGCAGAGACAGAAAGUACAGAAAUGAAGAACCUGAAGCUGUUCCAUGUGAGAUCACUGUGGCAUGAUGCAGACAACGCUAUUCAAAGAACACAUAGGCAUGACACCACCCUCAUCUUUUCAGAUGAAAAUGAAAUGGAGAUGACAGCUAGUCACACUGCAGUGAUUACACGUAACCUGAAAAACAAUCAAGCUGACAGAACUGAGAAAAUAGAUAUCACAUCAUUUCUGGCUGGGUUAAACUCUAACAAUGAAAAGGCAGAAAUGAGCAAAGAAUUUCAUUUUUUCUCUGACCCUACAAACAUUUCGUGCCCAUCUUUUGAACAGAAGGAAGAUGCUACUACUGUAAAAAAAAUAAAUUUCAAUGAAUUUUUGAUGAGCUUGAAGUCAAAUGAAAAGGCACGCAAUCCUACUGAGGGACCUGAAAAAGAGAAUGUUUUUUUUGUCCCUUCGCAAGUCCCAGAAGACAUGGCACAGUCCUCAGUGGAAUUGGUAUAUUCCCAUGAACCACUGGACACCUGCAAUGUAACAAAAGUCUUUAGAGGGCAAGAUGAUGGAAUGGAAAUGACAAAAUGCCAGGCAUCUAAUGUUAAAGCUAUGUUUUCUGGUAUUUGUGAAGCUCCACCGGAGCAAUUACUGCGUGCGGAUGUUACUGAGGCAUUCAUAGAUGAUGGAAUGGAUAUGACAACUAGUCACACUGCAAAAAUGUCUUUUCCCUUCGUUGACAAAAAAAUACUAAAUGUUGAAGACAGACGAGAUCCUACCAUGGUGCGAACUGUUAAGCAAGAGGCCAGAACAAUGUCUGCCAUCCCAGGAUCUGUUUCUUCUGAGACUGUCUUCCGAGGUGAAAAAACUGUUGUGUUUUCUAAAUGUGAUGACAUGGAAAUUACUGGGAAUUAUACAGACGUAAUCUAUAAUGACAGUGCCAAAGAAAUGAACAGUUCACACCAUAAAACUUUUGGAAAGCCAGUUAAUACAAACCCUUCACUAGCAGAAAAGAGACGUCCAGCACAUGGUGAGAGGGACACUACGAAGAGUCUGAUGUCUUUAGAUAAUCGAGCUUCAUUGUCAUAUAAAAAUAGCGCACUUGAACUAUCUUUAGGCUCAGGUGAACGAACUGAAAAAGUGACUCAGGAUCACGGGACUGCUUCAGUGAAUGUUGGCUUUGAGUCCUGUACGAAUUCAGUGUCCAGUGGUGUUUCUAAGGGUAGACUUCAGCACAGACAGGCAAACUCUCAACUUCUUGCUCUGCCAGGUGAGAAGACAGUAAUAUUCUCAGGAGAAGAUAUGGACUUGACUAAAGCCUGUGUUGUCAGGGAUGAUGGAAAGAAUGUUGAAAAUGAAUCUCUUGGUGGAGUGUUCAUCUCCGUCACCUGCAGACCUCAUUCUCUUGAUAACACAUCUACAUCUCCCAAUUUAAAUGAACAGGAAGAAAUGGAAAUAACCAAAUGCCAUGCUGCUGUUAUUGAUGAUCAAAGCAAUGGGAUAAUUGCAGAAGCAAAACAAAUGCAUUUUUCCUGCACAAAUGACAAACCAGGCAUGUUUUCAGAUGAUCAAAGCAUGGACAUAACCAAAACACAUCCUGCUGCCUUUGAUGUUGCUCCUAUUAAUACAGUACAAGAAUACGAGAAUAAUCGUAAUCAAAAUAAUGUAAUAUCCAAGCAGCUGCAAACCCAGACCUUCCAGUCUUCUGGUAGUUCUGGUGUAGAUAUCACAAGUCAGACUGCAGCGAUGGAACGUGGGGAUUUGAAAAUGAACACAAAUAAGCAAGCUGUUACUCCUUUGGCUCCAAAUGGCUCAUUGAUUUCCAGUAAUGAGCCCGCUCCCUCUGGAAUGAAAGGAAACAAACAACUUGGAACAAUAUUAGGAAUAAAUGCAGAUUGCCCAAACGCUGACAGGCAAGAGAAACCCCGUACUAUGAAGUUAGUAAACAAAAUAUUGCCAACUCAGGUAGAUUCUGAGAGACACUUUUCAAUUGGUAAAACAGUUUCUUCAGAAGUGGAUUUUAAAAAUCUUCUCUCAGCUGACAGCCUGCACUUGAGGGGUGCUGAAGAGCCGUCACUAGCCAAUACGUCUGAACCACAUCAGGGAGGUUCCCAAUUGCCUGCGUUUUCAGAAAAGUCAGUUGUGUUUCCCUCUGGUGAAAACAUGGACUUGACUGGAAACUGUGCGGUAAUGGUUCCUAAUCACAACGUCAAUGCUGUCUUAUCAGAGAGAAAAGCAGUACCUGGGUACCUUGUUCAAGAUGAAAACAAAAUAAUAUUCUUUAAAAAAGAGGUCAUGAUGACAAAUAGUCAGGAGCAGCCUGCGUGUGAUGCGUACUCCUUGGAAUCUGGCAAGAAAACAUUAACCACGACUGGCUUAAAACAUUUGCCUUUUGCAGGUGAGAAAACUACCAUAUUUUCAGAAGAUGCUGAUAUGGACAUCACCAGAAGUCAUACAGUUUCAGCAGACAAAAUAAUUUUGCAGUGUAAAAGUUCAAAUGAUGACAUAUCCUUGAUUUCUGGAGAUAAAACUUGUAUUUUUACCUACAAUGAUGACAUGGAAAUAAGUAGACUCGAUACUAUUGCAGUUGACAAAUCUGUGGAAAAGGCUGCAUCUCAAGGGAUGCUUAACAUGGCUAAAAGGACUGGAAGGAAAAGCUUGAAGGGAACAACAGGGGAAAAGACUGUUUUAUUUUCACUGAACGAUGAGAAUAACGACAUGGAGAUCACACAGAGCCAUACGGCUGCAAUAGGCCAUGAAAUUGCCUCGCAGAAUGAGGGAGGGCUUCAUUCUGUCUCUUCAGCUCAUCCUGUUAAAACUGCUCUGCUCACAGGUAGCCAGGCUGACAUGGACAUUAUGAAGUCUUGCUCUGCUGAUAAAAUGACCGUAAAAGUUGUAUGUGAUGAUAAACUGAACUUGGGUAGGGAAGCUGGACAGCAAGCACUUUCAAAUAGCAAAGCUACUGUGUUUGCUGUGGAUGAUAUGGAGAUCACUGAAACCCACAAUGUAGCUUUGGAAGAAAAUUCUCUGCAAGGUAGGCAACCCAAUCAGCCUGUUCCUUUAACCUCCACGAUAAUGUUUACGAGUUACCAGGCUGACAUGGAAAUGACCGAGUCUCACUCUGUUGAGGGAAGUAUCGAAGGAGGCUUUUGUGAGGACAGAUUACACCUGGCUAGGCAGGUCCAACAGGAAGCUAUUUCAGAUAGCAAAACCGUCAUUUUUACUACGGCUGAGGAUAUGGAGAUCACAAAAACUCCUACAGCUGGUUUCAGUACUGAAAUCAAUGUACAGGACAGAGUGCCCAUUCCAGCCACUUCUGCAGUUCCUGCUGACAAAACCAUUGUGUUUACCCACAACCAAGAUGAUAUGGAAAUAACUGCAUCUCAUACUAUUGCUGUUAAUAACAAUAUUAAUGGAUUUGAGAACCAAGAAGUGUCACAUGAAAGCACUCAGGGACCAGACUUGCGUAGUGAGUUGUUGUCAUCUUGCAGAGAUGAAAUAGAUUCCUCCCAUACAAAAGACCUGCAUGCUGAGUAUCAUACAAAACGUAAGGAUAAGCCCAGCAUUCCCCCUUCUGCUUCAUCAGCCUCAGCAUUUCCUCAUGAGAAAGGAGCUGUCAAAGUCCACAGUGGCACAAUGCCGCGUUCCGUUUAUUCCGUCUCACUUCCAGAAGAGACUAUGGAUGUGCGGGCACCACAGGAUCUUGACCUUCCCACGGAUACUUCUGUCCCGGUAAACAGUGAGCAGGAUCUCAUACCCCCAGAAAACCCAAAAUCAAAGAGAGUGUCUUUCAAGCUUCCAAGUAACAGGCCCACGGAUUGCAGCGAAGAAAGUGGCGAUUUGGUAUCCCGUGUUUCCCUUCCCAUCCAGCAACCAGAUUCUUUGACGGGGUCUCCAGACACACACAGUACUCGGAGAAACCACACAUUGCAAGCUGAUUCAUCUAGAAAUGAAGAUUCAGCUACAGAUUUAAGCUUGGCCGGAGCAAACCUUGUUACAACUUCUAACGAGGAAUCAAAGGAAAAUAAGGGGCUGUCGGCUAAAGGGGAGACACCUCCAAAAGACUUUCAAAUAAACUCUGAACAAACCAAGCAACUUCUGGUCAGUGACAGUCCAAGAGAUCAAAUAGAUCCCACUCUUGCACCUGAAUUAUCAGGUAUCUUAAAUGUUUGUUCAAAACUGAAUAAUAUUAGAAGGAAAUCUGUAGCGCUCUCCAUUUCUGAAACUGCUUUUUCUGACCAGCUGCCCAAAUCAUCAACUCAGCCAGAGAAUACCUUGAAGUUAGGAAAAAAUACUGUAAAUGAACCAAAUAAUUCAUUUAACACCAAAGAGCAGGAGAACACGUGUCUUGAACCUGGAGCUGCUCCCAUGGAUGCAAAUUUGGGCAUGACACUUAAGGGUAGAUAUCAAGGAAUAAAUAUCCCUCUAGGUAUCUUCCAGCCUAAAUUACCAAACAGAAGGACUCCUUCUGUUUCUAGUGUACAAGACAUAAAUGCAAAAUCUUCAGACAAAGGAGAAGCACCAGUUUCAGAAGUAAGUGUAAACGCUGGUGAAACCCCAGGUAACCAGAAGUCUAGUAGGCAGAAUUUCAGCCCUUCUCAGUUUAUAGCAGAAGAAUUUCUUCCUGUCUGCCUAGAAGAAAUGGAUUCAAAUGAAUCUGUAAGCUCUGAAUUCGUGGAAAAUGCUUGCAACGAGAUAAGCAAAAAACAAAUCUCCCACAAUGAACAGAAUCAAUAUGAAGAGACAAAAACUUGCAACAACACAAAAAGAGCUUUGGGACUAGAUGAGGAGGAUCUUCAAAGUCCAAAGAAGCUCAAGAGGGAUGAAAACUUGGAUGGUGAGGCCUGCCAAGGCUUGCAGGUUACACUUGGCGCUGUGUCUCGCAGCCAAGUAGAAGUUCACGAAGGAGAAGAUCCUCCAAAUCUAUCGGCUAAAAGCCCUGAUUGUACUCACGCCAGCACCAGCUGCUCUCUGGAUUCUGUUAAGGCUGACACAGAAUUAACCAUUCAGCGAAGCAGUCAGAUGGAGUCUCAGCUUCUCACAGACAGCAUUUGUGAAGAUAACUUACGGGAGAAAUUUCAGAGUGGCGUUAUCACGGUUGGGGAGUUUUUUACACUUCUUCAAGUCCAUGUUCCAAUUCAGAAGCCCCGGCAUAGCCAUCUUCCAGCCAAUUGUGCCGUCAGCGCACCGCCUACUCCAGAAGACCUCAUUUACAGCCAAUAUGUUUAUCGCCCGAAGCUGCGGAUUUAUGAAGAAGAUUGCCAGGCCCUUUCUCAGAUGAUAGAUGAGUUAAAACAGUACGCAAAUGUCCAAGAUCAACUCCUGGUGAAUGUGAAUAAGAGUUUGUGGGAAGUAAUGAGAACCUGCUCUGAUGAAGAGCUGAGGAGCUUUGGAGCAGAACUGAACAAAAUGAAAUCCUAUUUCACCAAGGAGAGUAAAAUCUUGGCUCACAACGAGAAGGUGACAUUGUACAGCAAAUUGCUGCAGAGUGCACAGGAGCAACAUGGAAAGCUACAGUCAAGAAUAGAAAAGGUGGAUGAACUGCUGAAGGAGGCAGAGAGCUGUCUUGUUGCUCUGGAGGAAGCCUAUGAACGUGUAAGCAAGCUGGCUGAAUCUGCUAGCGAGAUCGGUCCAGGUGCUGGCCACACGCAGUUGAAAAUGGCUGCAAAGCCUGCCAGCAGUCCUGCAGAUUCUGACUGGGCAGAACGGGAAGCAGACUGCAGUGAUGAAAUGGCAGCAGGGAAGAACCUAGAGGAAGAGUUGGAAAGCCUCAAAGCCCAAGAAGAGGAACUUCAAAGAGAACUGUCAGAUCUGGAGACUCAGAAUGAGCUAAUGCUUGCUCAGAUGAACGAGCUAAAGGAAAAAGAAAAAAGCUGCCAGGAACUCCUGGAGACAUACAACUUCACUGAGUGGGAGAUUACUGAAUGGAGUGAACAGCAAGCAGUCUUUAGUUUUCUUUAUGAUUCUAUUGAACUCACAGUUGUGUUUGGACCCCCAAUAGAUGGUGAUGUUUUUGGUGAAAAUCCUUCCAGAAAGAUAGCUAGCCUGGACUUUGAAUCUCUCUUAGAUGAGGAGAAAGCUCCACCCUCCUCAUGUUUAGUCCAAAGACUCAUCUUCCAGUUUAUUGAAAGUCAUGGAUGCUGGCAGGAAAAGUGUCCCACGCUGUGCUACUUGCCCCAGGUUCUUCGUGACGUCUCUUUGGUGGUGAGUCGUUGCAAGAUCUUAGGAGAGGAGAUUGAAUUUCUGGAGAGAUGGGGUGGAAAAUUUAAUCUUCUGAAGACAGAUAUCAGUGACACAAAAGUGAAGCUUUUGUUCUCCGCUUCCACAGCUUUUGCCAAGUUUGAGUUGGCCCUGUCUCUAUCUGCCAACUACCCGUCUGCCUCACUGCCUUUUACUGUCCAAAACCAAAUUGGGAAUAUUGGGGAGGAGGAAAUUUCUGCUGUUCUCUCCAAUGUACCAGUUGGUUACCACUAUCUGCGGAGAAUUGUCAGCUUGAUUCAUCAAAAUUUGCUCCAGGACCCCAGAUGA